AUGGAUACAUUAGAACAAAGCGAUUUAAAGAAUAUCUCUCCUAAGAGCUACUUUGACUCUCAUGAGACUUGGUCAUCGAUGAAUGAAGCGAUGGAAACACUGAAAGAAGAUCUAGGCCAGAUUGAGAAGCAUAUCCAGGAUUGGAGAACGCGAGAAGACCGACUUGCCAAUGAGAGACCGAGAUGGACAAGGAAUGAUGAGUAUCGCUAUCGCGACGCGAUCAACAGAGUUCAGCUUCUUCACGACAUCGUCGAACGGAAUUUCAAAGCGACAGAGGCCGACGUUAGAAAGGUUGCUCAAAUAUUGAAAUUGCGACAAGAGACUCAGAAAGCAAAAUACGAUCAGACAAUGACUGAUCUCUCUUGGCGACAGAACGCAAACGUCGCAUUGUUUACCUACGCUACCGUUUUCUUUCUUCCGUUGGGAUUUGCGACAAGCUUUCUCAGUAUGCAAGCACCACCUUCGUCUUACUUGAUACGGCAGAUGGUCUUUUGCUUUCUUGGAGCUUUGGGUGUUCUGAUUGGUGUUGUUGCAGUUGUCCUUAUACUGAUUAGCCAACACACAGACAGUGAUCUUAGUAUCAGUCGAGGGGCUCCAAAAACAUAUAGAAAUGUUUCUGGGGCGGUUAAGAAGUGGAUUUCCCGUCACAAAAACAGCUCAAAUGAUACAGAAGCUCAGACUGUAUAG
Penicillium angulare is the source of this 687-nucleotide messenger RNA. RefSeq names its product Mg2+ transporter zinc transport protein. The record is from RefSeq and is a predicted model, not a curated record. Lineage: Eukaryota; Fungi; Ascomycota; Eurotiomycetes; Eurotiales; Aspergillaceae. Gene Ontology annotation, molecular function: metal ion transmembrane transporter activity. The transcript has a single exon. Bases 1 to 687 code for a protein of 228 amino acids. Gene Ontology annotation, cellular component: membrane. Gene Ontology annotation, biological process: metal ion transport; transmembrane transport.